Capsella rubella is the source of this 527-nucleotide messenger RNA. Its product is annotated as paired amphipathic helix protein Sin3-like 5. NCBI's taxonomy places the organism in Eukaryota, Viridiplantae, Streptophyta, Magnoliopsida, Brassicales, Brassicaceae. Bases 51 to 386 code for a protein of 111 amino acids. The transcript is spliced from 4 exons. Gene Ontology annotation, molecular function: transcription corepressor activity. Gene Ontology annotation, cellular component: chromatin; histone deacetylase complex. Gene Ontology annotation, biological process: negative regulation of transcription by RNA polymerase II. The record is from RefSeq and is a predicted model, not a curated record.
GCAAAGUCACAACGCUUCAUCGGAUCUGCCUAGAUUUUUCUUGUCUAGCAAUGAGUCGGUCUGUUGAUUCAAGUGUGGCUUCAAACGAGCAUGAAAUCAUAACAAUAGUUCACGCUAGGGCAUACGUUCGGGAAGUGAAAGAGACGUUUCAUGAUGAUAAAAGUAGAUAUGCUAUGUUCCUUACGAUUAUGAAGGAGGGGAAGGCACGUCGUGAUAUCGCUACUGCGGUUGCUCGAUUGAAGGAGUUGUUUCAUGGAUAUCACAACUUAAUCGUCGGAAUUAACAAAUUUUUGCCACCUCAUCAUUACAUACGUCUUCAGGGUGAUGAUAAUGAGGGAGAAGAGUCAUUUGUAUCCACUGCAGCAUUCAUCGAGGACACCAAAUAGGGACAUCAAAAUCUCUCUCUCUCUCUCUCUCUCUCUCUCUCUCUCUCUCUCUCUCUCUCUCUCUCUCUAUUCAGUUCUUGAUGGAUGUAUCAAGUAUGUUGCUUUGUAAUCGAUGAGCGAAGAGAAAAUGAUUGACUAUAA